AUGAAUCCUGAACGCGCCGUCGCUGACGCUUGGAAUCAAGUCAAGGACUUCGGAGAGAAGACUGCUUCGAAGCUACAGAAUCUGCUCUCUCAGGCCUCCGGUCGGCCUUCCACUCUAGAAAAGAACGAGUCCGGCAUUGGUAGCUUUCUCCAUCGUCACAAGCUCAUAGUUGGUCUUGGUUGUGCCGCAGUUUUCUGGUCUAGUGUUUCUUAUUACAAACGUUAUGACUACGCUCGUAAGAGACGGGCCCCCUUGGGACGCAAUCAAAUCCGGUCGCAAGUCGUUAUCUUAAGCAACUGGAAUUCUCUCUCUUCGGUCGUUGCACACGAUCUCGAAAGACGCGGAUUCGCUGUCAUUGUUCUCGUCAAGAACAAAGAAGAAGCGAAUGCAGUUUCCCUUCAACAACGUCCUUACAUUCAAUCCCUUCAGUACGACAACACUGUUGCCGUCAAUGCCUUCGCUCGUGAUGUCCAAGAUUCUGCUAGUGAUCCCUCCACGCAACUCCAUUUGCGAGGAUUUGUUUUUGUUCCCGGAGACGGUUCACAUAGCUUAAGCAUUGAGGACACUGGUCGCGAAGUCUGGAGCACGCAGUUGGCUGCACUCGGCGAUUCUUUCUCGCGUAUCAGCGUCUUCCUGCCCCUCCUCAAAGAGCAAAAAACUAAAGUCAUUGGACUCUGCCACGGGAUCUUUGGCGCCUACAACCCGCCUUAUCAUUGCCUUCCCAAUAUCGCCGCCUGCUCUCUCGAAUCGUUUUUGGAAACGCUUAGACGCGAGACUAGACUCCCCGUCAUUGCCCUCCAACUCGGCAAUCUCAACUUCUUGGAUUACACCGAGGCACCGUCUGGCAGUCCGGACAGAAACCGUCGCGUCGCAUUCCGCACUGAGCGUCUUAUGUUGAACAAAAUUUAUGAUGUUAUUUUAGGUCCUUACGUUUCCAGUACACGUUAUGUCGGUUGCCGAACCUUUUUGCUCGUUAUCCUUUCCAAAUAUAUCCCAUCUUUCUUGUUGAACUGGGUAUACAAUGCUUUUUACGAACACAGAGCGGUUCCUUUACGGAUUUUUAAGCGAGAUUAA
Messenger RNA from Schizosaccharomyces japonicus yFS275, 1074 nucleotides. RefSeq names its product DUF1776 family protein. The coding region runs from base 1 to 1074 and encodes 357 amino acids. NCBI's taxonomy places the organism in Eukaryota, Fungi, Ascomycota, Schizosaccharomycetes, Schizosaccharomycetales, Schizosaccharomycetaceae. The record is from RefSeq and is a predicted model, not a curated record. The transcript has a single exon.